AUGACUGUCCUCCAGUUUUGUCGAAGCACUUUCACACGAUUCAAAAGGUCCUGUGUGUCGCCUAAAGACAAACUCGGAGCGGGCGCAGGGCUGGGGGUUUGGGGAAGAGCACCCAAAGGACUCGGCGAGGGGCGGAUAGACCCCCACCGGGCCCGGGCCUCACGACGGAUGGAGCGAGGGAUCGUGUUGACAGGGGGGAAAAGACAGAGCGCUGGGAGGAGGAGGAGGAGAAGGCAUCCACACAUCCGGCAGGGAGGCUUCCAGCAACCGGGCCAGGAACUCAUCAAAGCACCUCCCAACAGCCGUGUGCGAGCAUGCCAAGUGCGCCUCUGUCUGCGGCACACAGGCGAGCCCAGGAAAAGUCUGCCAUGUUUGUUUAUUUAUUAA
Messenger RNA from Knipowitschia caucasica, 387 nucleotides. The record is from the annotation of a GenBank genome assembly. Lineage: Eukaryota; Metazoa; Chordata; Actinopteri; Gobiiformes; Gobiidae.